Molecule: messenger RNA, 813 nt
Organism: Brassica oleracea var. oleracea
Lineage: Eukaryota; Viridiplantae; Streptophyta; Magnoliopsida; Brassicales; Brassicaceae
Product: 60S ribosome subunit biogenesis protein NIP7 homolog
Exons: 1
Coding region: 76-639 (187 amino acids)
Biological process (GO): ribosomal large subunit biogenesis; ribosome assembly
Cellular component (GO): nucleus; preribosome, large subunit precursor; nucleolus
Molecular function (GO): RNA binding
Source: RefSeq, a predicted model, not a curated record
CCCUAAAAUCAAACUCAAUCUCAGAAAGAAAAAAAAAAACAGAGAGAGCUUCUUCCCUUGUCCUAAAACCAAAAGAUGCGGCCUUUAGACGAGAACGAGACGACCGUCGUCUUCGAGAAGAUCUUCAAAUUCGUGGGCAACAACCUCAAGAACAUGGUCGAGAACCCAUCUCACGAAGGACCCGAACCAGAGCCCGGCCGCUACUGCUUCCGCCUCCAGAAGAGCAGAGUCUACUACGUCAGCGAGUCUCUAGUGAAGCGAGCCACCAACAUCUCCCGCAAAAGCCUGGUCUCCAUCGGAACCUGCAUCGGGAAGUACACUCACGCCGGGAGCUUCCACCUGACGAUCAUGUCGCUCAACCUCUUGGCGGCGAACGCGAAGCACAAGGUGUGGCUGAAACCCACGUCGGAGAUGUCCUUUCUUUACGGGAACCAUGUGUUGAAAGGAGGGCUAGGGAGGGUUACUGAUAGUAUUGUGCCUGGAGAUGGAGUUGUCGUGUUCUCCAUGUCGGAUGUUCCGUUGGGGUUUGGGAUUGCGGCGAAGAGUACGCAGGAUUGUCGGAAGUUGGAUCCGAAUGGGAUCGUUGUGCUUCAUCAGGCUGAUAUUGGUGAGUAUCUGAGGGAUGAAGACGAGCUUUGAAAGGCUUUUGGUUUUGAUUGUUGUUUUAAGUUUUGUUUUGAGGUUUAUGAUAUGUAACUUGGUGUUGGAUCUAUGAAAGUCUCGAUUUUUAUUAAUCUGUUUGAGAUGUUAUGUCUGUUUUGCGUGUAUCAUGUAAGCUGGCAAGUAUUCGAAACAGCUUCAUUUGCUUUUGGA